UAUCACCCAAAAUGUCAGCACGCUGAGAGAUCAUGCACCGGGACUGUUAACACGGGACUAUUUACCACAUAUGUUUGUAUAUCAUAUAUGGUUAUAUAAAUAUUUAUUUAUUUUGUUGGGAAAGUCCGCCAGUGGCCAUCCGUAUUCUGAUUUGUCUGGAUUUUUAUCAUGAAACCUCAGCAGAAAUGUUAUUCUGGUAGCCACUGAAGAGCUAGCUGUCAGUCUGUGCUCAUCUCUCAGGACUGGAGGACACAAUGUUUUGCCUCGUGAAACGGGUCUGCGAAAUACCUCCACGUGUUUUACAGUUUAAGAUGUGUAGACGGAGAGAUCUGAACACAAACCUGAGCUACACAGUACUGAGACACUGCUGGAUGAAGAGUUUGCCUGUGUUUUCCAGCACCAGCUUCAGGAGAUCAAGCACACAAGCCAGCAAGGAUGCUGUUGACUUGUCCAAAUUCCCUGUGGACAGAAUCAGGAAUUUCUGUAUCAUUGCUCAUAUUGACCAUGGAAAAAGCACUUUGGCUGACAGGCUGUUGGAAAUGACAGGUGCGAUAGCAAAGAAUGAGAAGAACAAGCAGGUUCUGGACAAGCUUCAAGUGGAGCGGGAGAGAGGGAUCACUGUGAAGGCCCAGACAGCCUCCUUGUUUUACAGCCACGAGGGACAGGAAUACCUCCUGAACCUCAUCGACACACCGGGUCAUGUUGACUUCAGUUAUGAAGUGUCUCGGUCCCUUUCUGCAUGCCAGGGUGUCCUCUUGAUUGUUGAUGCCAAUCAGGGCAUUCAGGCACAAACUGUGGCAAACUUCUACCUGGCUUUUGAAGCUCAGCUGGCUAUCAUACCUGUGAUUAAUAAGAUCGACUUAAAAAAUGCCGAUCCUGAGCGAGUGGAGUCUCAGAUUGUAAAGGUGUUUGAUAUUCCAGGUGAAGAGUGCAUCAGGAUUUCAGCUAAACUGGGAACAAAUGUGGAAAAGGUCCUCCAAGCAGUUGUGGAGAGGAUUCCACCGCCUGUGGGGAGCGUUGACGAGCCAUUCAAAGCCUUAGUGUUCGACUCCAAUUUUGACCACUACAGGGGAGUGGUGGCCAAUAUUGCCGUGUUUGGAGGUCGAGUCAAGAAAGGCGACAAGAUCACGUCAGCAUAUCUGGGCAAAACCUACGAGGUCAACGAGCUGGGCCUUCUGCGGCCAGAUGAGCACCCAACACAGAAGCUCUUUUCAGGCCAGGUGGGAUAUGUCAUUGCAGGGAUGAAGGAUGUGAAAGAAGCCCAGAUUGGUGACACACUCUACCUCCAAGAUCAUCCAGUCGAAGCUCUUCCAGGGUUUAAGCCGGCCAAAGCCAUGGUCUUCGCUGGCAUGUAUCCGAUGGACCAGUCAGAGUACCCCGGCCUUCGCAGUGCCAUCGAGAGGCUGACCCUGAACGACUCCAGCGUUGCCGUGCAGAGAGACAGCAGUCUGGCCUUGGGAGCAGGCUGGAGACUUGGGUUCCUGGGUCUUCUCCACAUGGAAGUGUUCAACCAGAGGCUGGAGCAAGAGUACAACGCCUCGGUCAUCGUGACCGCACCCACUGUGCCCUACAAGGCUGUCCUCUCGUCCGCCAAACUCAUCAAAGAACACGGCAGCGAGGAGAUAACCAUCGUGAACCCGGCUCAGUUUCCGGAAAAAUCGGUUGUGUCAGAAUAUUUGGAGCCGAUGGUGCUGGGGACCAUUCUAGCUCCGGACAUUUACACCGGCAAGAUCAUGGGUCUGUGCAUGAAUCGGAGGGCGGUCCAGAAGAAUAUCGUGUAUAUAGACGAUCAGCGUGUCAUGAUGAAGUUUCUCUUCCCUCUGAAUGAAGUAGUUGUUGAUUUCUAUGACCUCCUCAAAUCACUCUCAUCUGGAUACGCCAGCUUUGAUUAUGAGAACGCAGGCUACCAGGCGGCUGACCUGAUAAGAAUGGAUAUUCUUCUGAACGGGCGGCCGGUGGAAGAACUCACCACGAUCGUACACAGGAGCCGUGGCUACAGCUCAGGGAAGUCCAUGUGUGAGAGACUGAAGGACACUAUUCCCAGGCAGAUGUUUGAGAUUGCCGUACAAGCAGCCAUUGGAAAUAAAGUCAUCGCCAGAGAAACGAUAAAGGCAUACAGGAAAAAUGUUCUCGCAAAAUGUUAUGGAGGAGAUAUAACACGGAAGAUGAAGCUCCUAAAGAAACAGGCAGAGGGCAAAAAGAAGAUGAGGCGCAUCGGAAAUGUGGACGUUCCCAAAGAUGUAUUUAUUAAUGUUCUGAAGACGAAAGAAAAAUAGGAGAUACUAUCAAUACACUAAUACACACACACACACAUAUAUAUAUAUAAAAAUAAUAUGUGUGU
Molecule: messenger RNA, 2341 nt
Organism: Cololabis saira (Pacific saury)
Lineage: Eukaryota; Metazoa; Chordata; Actinopteri; Beloniformes; Belonidae
Gene: guf1
Product: GTP binding elongation factor GUF1
Exons: 17
Coding region: 255-2276 (673 amino acids)
Biological process (GO): positive regulation of translation
Cellular component (GO): mitochondrion
Molecular function (GO): GTP binding; mitochondrial ribosome binding; GTPase activity
Source: RefSeq, a predicted model, not a curated record